AUGUCAGAACAUCAAACUACUCCUGCUUCAAAAACUACUAAGUCUACUCACAUGGUUAGCGCUCCUUCCAUGGACAUUCACGAUGAUGAGAUUCUGGAUGUGGUUCCUCUAUCAGUUAUUCCCUGCGAGGCCCUUGAUUUAAACCAUCCCAUGGAUGCCUCAUCUUCUGCAUGCCCUAAUCAAGGGCAAACUGUGCCUGGUAAAGGAAAAUCUGUGGCAUCUAAAAUUGCCAAUGCUUCCCACUCUGAGAAGCAUGAUGAUGCAAACGAUGUGAUUGACCUAGAUGAUAAUAGGUCUGAUGAUCAAGAGGAUAUUUUACUUCAUUACCUAAAGCCAAGUGUGGCUAAACGUAUGAAGACUCGAAAAGGAAGAUCUGUGGCUGAACUUAUGUCAGCUAGAAAAACUAAGAAGACUGUUGGUAUUGGUCCCUCCAAAUCUUGGAGCAAGGUUGAAGUGAAGAAGAGGAAGGUUAGAGAAGAUUAUGAGUCUGAAGAGGAUGUUGAGGAAGAUGUCCCUGACAUCUCCCCUGUGAAGAAAACCACUAUGAGGAAGUCCCCUAGUAAAGUUGAUGUUGUGCAUUUGGAUAAUAUCUCUUUCCAUCUUGAGGACGGAGCUGCCAAAUGGAAUUUUGUGAUUCAAAGAAGGGUGGUUGUGGAAAGGGAGUUAGGAAAGGAUGUUGUUAAAGUCAAGGAGGUCAUGGACCUGAUAAAGGCUGCUGGGUUGUUAAAGACUGUGGUUGGGUUCUCUCAGUGCUAUGAGGGUUUAGUUAAGGAAUUCAUUGUCAACAUUCCUGAGGAUAUUGCUGAUAAGAACAACAAGGAAUUUUGCAAAGUGUUUGUGAGAGGUAAGUGUAUCACAUUCUCUCCCACUGUUAUUAACAAUUUUAUGGGAAGAAGAGUUGAGGGUGCAAGUGAAUUGGAAGCUACAAACAAUGAGGUCUGUAGAGAAAUUACAACAAGGCAGGUGAAAGGGUGGCCUAUUAAAAAGCAUCUUUGUGCUGGGAAGUUGACUGUCAAGUAUGCUAUAUUGCAUAAAAUAGGAGCUGCAAAUUGGGUGCCUACCAACCAUAUUUACACAAUUGCUAAUACCCUUGGAAGCUUGCUUACUGCUGAUUAUGUACUUGGUUUGGUAACCCCUUAA
Messenger RNA from Lathyrus oleraceus (garden pea), 1140 nucleotides. RefSeq lists its product as uncharacterized. Lineage: Eukaryota; Viridiplantae; Streptophyta; Magnoliopsida; Fabales; Fabaceae. The transcript is spliced from 3 exons. Bases 1 to 1140 code for a protein of 379 amino acids. The record is from RefSeq and is a predicted model, not a curated record.